Messenger RNA from Dunckerocampus dactyliophorus (ringed pipefish), 7274 nucleotides. Its product is annotated as zinc finger protein 184-like. The coding region runs from base 458 to 4261 and encodes 1267 amino acids. Gene Ontology annotation, molecular function: RNA polymerase II cis-regulatory region sequence-specific DNA binding; DNA-binding transcription factor activity. NCBI's taxonomy places the organism in Eukaryota, Metazoa, Chordata, Actinopteri, Syngnathiformes, Syngnathidae. Gene Ontology annotation, biological process: regulation of transcription by RNA polymerase II. The transcript is spliced from 4 exons. The record is from RefSeq and is a predicted model, not a curated record.
GUGUUUGUGUUUCAGUAAGACGUUAAUGAUUGGUGCACACCACGACAUCACCAAGCCAACGAGCAAGAAGCGGCCUUCACAAGUUGCUGUUGUAACUCUCAGAAAACGCUGUUGUACUCCUCUCUAGUGCACGUGACCAAUGAGUGCUUCGGAACGUGGGAUGGAAGAAUGUCAUGUGACUGCAAGAUAAAAGGUGGAGGCUGGAGACAUCCAGCAGCUGAUUGGUCACCAAAAAGAAUGUCCCCCUCAGCCACAGGGUGGGAGCUCCACUUUGGAGCAGGCAAAGCUACCAAUUAAAGAGGAAGAACUCUCCAUCACUCAGGAGGGAGAGCAUCUUCUCGGGCCAGAGGAGGCUGAUCUCACCAGGUUGCCACUGACUGGUGUGUCUGCGGUGACCGAAGACCCUGAAGACAAACCACCUGAGUCCUCACAGCUUCAUCAUAGUCCAAGUGAGGAGAUGAGAGAGGCGGAGCCACAGCCCCCCUAUGUUAAAGAAGAAGGGGAGGAGCCACAGCCCCACUGUGUUAAAGGGGGUGAGGGGGAGCCACAGCCCCCCUGUAUUAAAGAAGAAGAGGAGGCGCCACAGAUCCCCUGUGUUAAAGAGGAAGAGGAGGAGCCACAGCCCACCCACAUUAAAGAGGAAAGGGAGGAGCCACAGCCCCCCUGUGUUAAAGAGGAAGAGGAGGAGCCACAGCCCACCCACAUUAAAGAGGAAAGGGAGGAGCCACAGCCCCCCUGUGUUAAAGAGGAAGGGAAGGAGCCACAGCCCCCCUGUAUUAAAGAGGAAGAGGAGGUGCCACAGAUCCCCUGUGUUAAAGAGGAAGAGGAAGAGGAAGAACUCUCCAUCACUCAGGAGGGAGAGCAUCUUCUUGGGUCAGAGGAGGAUGAGCUCACCAGGUUGCCACCAGGUGUCUCUGUGAAGACCGAAGACCCUGAUGACAAACCACCUGAGUCCUCACAGCUUCAUCAUAGUCCAAGUGAGGAGAUGAGAGAGGCGGAGCCUUCAUGCAGCAGCUCACUGCAACACAUGACAACAGAAGCUGAUGGAGACCACUGUGGAGGAUCACAAGCAGACAACCUCUUAGCUCCACUGUCAGAUAGUGACAACACAACGUCACACUCUCCUGAAGGUGAAGACAGUGACUUCACCCAAGAAUCUCUGAGCAGCGAUACAGACUGUGAAGGUGAUAUGAUGACUCACACUGGCAACAAACACUCUGAAAGCUCUAAAAAGAAGACAGGUAAACGUUUUAACUGCUCAGUUUGUGAUAAAAUAUUUUCUAGUAAGAGUCAUCUGGCUCAACACAUGAGAACACACACAGGAGAAAAACCUUUUUCUUGCUCAGACUGUGGAAAAUGCUUCACUCAAAAGACACACAUGACAUCACACAUGAGAACACACACAGGAGAAAAACCUUUUAGUUGCUCAGACUGUGGUAAAUGCUUCACUGAAAAGACAAAUAUGCAGAGACACAUGAGAACACACAAAGGAGAAAAACCUUUUAGUUGCACAGAUUGUGGGAAACGCUUCACUGAAAAGAUAACCAUGCAAAGACACACGAGAACACACACAGGAGAAAAACCUUUUAGUUGCUCAGACUGUGGUAAACGCUUCACUCAAAAGAAAAUCAUGCAAAGACACAUGAGAACGCACAAAGGAGAAAAACCUUUUAGUUGCACAGAUUGUGGUAAACAUUUCACUGAAAAGGCAAAUAUGCAAAGACACAUGAGAACACACAAAGGAGAAAAACCUUUUAGUUGCACAGAUUGUGGUAAACGCUUCACUGAAAAGAUAACCAUGCAAAGACACAUGAGAACACACACAGGAGAAAAACCUUUUAGUUGCUCAGGCUGUGGUAAACGCUUCACUCAAAAGAAAAUCAUGCAAAGACACAUGAGAACACACAAAGGAGAAAAACCUUUUAGUUGCACAGAUUGUGGUAAACGCUUCACUGAAAAGAUAACCAUGCAAAGACACAUGAGAACGCACAAAGGGAAAAAACCAUUUACUUGCUCAUAUUGUGGCGACACAUUUUUUUGGAACUGCUCUUUGAAAAUACACAUGCAGAACAUCCAGCAGCUGAUUGGUCACCAAAAAGAAUGUCCCCCUCAGCCACAGGGUGGGAGCUCCACUUUGGAGCAGGCAAAGCUACCAAUUAAAGAGGAAGAACUCUCCAUCACUCAGGAGGGAGAGCAUCUUCUCGGGCCAGAGGAGGCUGAUCUCACCAGGUUGCCACUGACUGGUGUCUCUGCAGUGACCGAAGACCCUGAAGACAAACCACCUGAGUCCUCACAGCUUCAUCAUAGUCCAAGUGAGGACAUGAGAGAGGCGGAGCCACAGCCCCCCUGUGUUAAAGAGGAUGGGGAGGAGCCACAGCCCCCCUGUAUUAAAGAGGAGGAGGAGGAGCCACAGAUCCCCUGUGUUAAGGUGGAAGAGGAGGAGCUGCAGCCCACCCACAUUAAAGAGGAAGAGGAGGAGCCACAGCCCACUUAUGUUAAAGAGGAAGAGGAAGAACUCUCCAUCACUCAGGAGGGAGAGCAUCUUCUAGGGCCAGAGGAGGCUGAUCACGCCAGGUUGCCACUGACUGGUGUCUCUGUGAAGACCGAAGACCCUGAUGACAAACCACCUGAGUCCUCACAGCUUCAUCAUAGUCCAAGUGAGGAGAUGAGAGAGGCGGAGCCUUCAUGCAGCAGCUCACUGCAACACAUGACAACAGAAGCUGAUGGAGACCACUGUGGAGGAUCACAAGCAGACAACCUCUUAGCUCCACUGUCAGAUAGUGACGACACAACGUCACACUCUCCUGAAGGUGAAGACAGCGACUUCACCCAAGAAUCUCUGAGCGGCGAUACAGACUGUGAAGGUGAUAUGAUGACUCACACUGGCAACAAACACUCUGAAAGCUCUAAAAAGAAGACAGGUAAACGUUUUAACUGCUCACUUUGUGAUAAAAGAUUUUCUAGUAAGAGUCAUCUGGCUCAACACAUGAGAACACACACAGGAGAAAAACCUUUUAGUUGCACAGACUGUGGUAAACGCUUCUCUCAAAAGACAGCAAUGCAAAGACACAUGAUAACGCACACAGGAGAAAAACCUUUUAGUUGCACAGAUUGUGGUAAACGCUUCACUUUAAAGGCAAGCAUGCAAAGACACAUGAUGAUACACACAGGAGAAAAACCUUUUAGUUGCUCAGACUGUGGUAAACGCUUCUCUCAAAAGACAGCCAUGCAAAGACACAUGAGAACACACAAAGGAGAAAAACCUUUUAGUUGCACAGAUUGUGGUAAACGCUUCACUGAAACGAUAACCAUGCGAUUACACAUGAGAACACACACAGGAGAAAAACCUUUUAGUUGCUCAGACUGUGGUAAACGCUUUACUGAAAAGACAGCCAUGCAAAGACACAUGAGAACACACACAGGAGAAAAACCUUUUAUUUGCACAGAUUGUGGUAAACGCUUCACUGAAAAGAUAACCAUGCAAAGACACAUGAGAACACACACAGGAGAAAAACCUUUUAGUUGCUCAGACUGCGGUAAACGCUUUAGUCAAAAGACCAAUAUGCAAAAACACAUGAGAUUGCACAAAGGAGAAAAACCUUUUAGUUGCUCAUACUGUGGUAAACGCUUCGCUCGAAAGUCAGACAUUAGAUUACACAUGACAACACACACAGGAGAAAAACCUUUUAGUUGCUCAGACUGUGGAAAACACUUCGCUCAAAAGACACAUAUGAAAAAACACAUGAGAAUGCACAAAGGAGAAAAACUUUUUAGUUGCUCAGACUGUGGUAAAUGCUUCACUGAAAAGACACAUAUGCAAAGACACAUGAGAAAACACACAGGAGAAAAACCUUUUAGUUGCUCAAACUGUGGUAAAUGCUUCGCUCGAAAGUCAGACAUGGGAUUACACAUGAGAACACACACAGGAGAAAAACCUUUUAGUUGCUCAGACUGUGGUAAACACUUCGCUCAAAAGACACAUAUGCGAAAACACAUGAGAACACACACAGGAGAAAAACCUUUUACUUGCUCAGACUGUGGUAAACGCUUCACUGAAAAGACAGCAAUGCAAAGACACAUGAGAACGCACACAGGAGAAAAACCUUUUAGUUGCUCAGGCUGUGGUAAACGCUUCACUCAAAAGGCACCCAUGCAAAGACACAUGAGAACAUGCACAGGAAAAAAACCAUUUACUUGCUCAUAUUGUGGUGACACAUUUUUUUGGAACUGUUCUUUGAAAAGACACAUGCAGAGUCACUGAUGGUCUACUGCAGGUGUUGGCAACCCGCGGCUCACUUUGCCGAGUGCGGUGAGUUUUUUUUUUUUUUUUUUCAAACACCGAAGUAUGGAAAAUGUGCAUUUUCGAAAUGAAUGUGAAAUAUCCCACUCACUGCAUGUCCGUGAAUGCACCUAGACUGCGUUCUGACUGCUGAUUGGAUGAACAAGGGAGGAGGGGGUAGGCUCGUGUAUGCAGUGAGUCUCACUGUGAGGGAAAGAAAAAAGGUGAGAGAGAUGGCGGACAUCUGUGACUUUGAUCUGAGCAACAUUUGUGGGCGUUUCUGUGCAAAGCCCAGGAGUUUAUAGACCGUGAAGCCCCCCAUGCAGGAAUAUAGCAGCAGGCAGUCGCAUCUUGUUUAUAAUCAGAUCAAAAAAGGACUUGGGAAUUAGACAGAUGCAACUUAAAGCACAACAAUAUUUUUUGUGAUAUACCAACGAAUGACCUUCCUGUGAUUACUACUUUGACAAAAUGAUUCAACCCCUUGGUCACAUACGUCCUUUGUACAAAACCCUUUGGCAAUAAUAACGUACCUCAGACGUGACACAUAGCUCGACACAAUUGUCUUUCAGAGAUCUACUGGAAUCUUAGCCCGUUCCUCAUAGGCAAAGGCAUGCUGCAACUGCCUUCUUCAAGUCCCACCAGAGAUUUUCAAUUGGAUUUAAGUCAGGCGAUUGCGAUGGCCACUCUAGAAUCUUCCAUCCUUUUGUCUGCAACCAAGCUUUGGUAGAUUUUGAGGUAUGCUUGGGGUCGUUGUCCUGUUGGAAGGUCCAACGUCACCCAAGCUUCAGAUUUGUCACUGACUGCACCCAAUGUCUCCUGGUAGUUACUUGAAUUCUUGAUAGUCCUGUCGGAGUUCACCAGCUGUCCCCUGAGGAUUUUGCUCCACCUCUCGCUUCAGACACCGGACAGCAGUCGCCGACAGCAUCCUCUUUCUGCCGCGCCCAGGUCGUGUUUCCACUUUGCCUUUUAGCUUUAAAUUUGCGAACGAUGCUUCCAAUUGUGUCUUUUGAAAUGUUUCAUGCCUUUGCUAUCUUUUUAUAACCGUAUCCUUGCUUAUGCAGAGAAAUGACCUCCUCUCUAGUCUAGAAGGAGCUGGGUGUUGCAGUCGUUUUAAAUCUGCUCAGUAUGGUUCUGUCCACAUCUGCGGGUGUUUUCAACACCUGAUUGAAAAGACCUGAUGAAACCUCUGUUCUUAUGAGUGGUCAUCUUUGAGGGGUUGAAUAAUGUUGUCAGUGAGGAAACACAAAAAGGACAUUUGUUGGUGUUAUUAGAAAAAGUAUUGUUGUCAUUUCAGUUGCAUUUAGCUAAUUUUCAAGUCCUUGUAAGAUUUCAUUCUAAACAUGAUUGAAGUGUUUUUUUAUGUCCUCCAACACGUUCCCGCAACGAGAGUUGAAUAAUUUUGAACGCCGCUGUAGAUAGAUACUUUAUUCAUCUCCAAGAGAAAUUCACAUUUCCAGCAGCUCUGCAAAAAUGUCAUCAUGAACUUAAUCGCAAAAUAAAACCGAGGCAAAAAAGAAAAAUACGAAAAUGCAGUAAGAAUAUAAAAAUAAAUACAGAGCAGGUCACUUUGAAUUUGUAGUGCAAUAACACACAAUAAAUGAUAAUAAUAAUACAUAAUAAGGUUAUAAGUCCAGUCCUUCCACAACAGGAGAUAUGUGAUGUUACAUACAGGUAUAUCGGAAUCAGAAAUUGGGAGUUGGACAAUAUCGCUUAUGGGCAAAAAAGCCAAUAUCAGACAUCCCUAAAAAAGAGCCAGCUCGUUACUGCACGUAUGGGACUGACUCAUUCCUCCUAUAAAGUCGUCUGAAAGUCUCCAAAAAGCAACAGCAGCGCUCCGUUUACAUAUGAUGUGACUUGCAUGUUAACCAAGCUACAGCGACAUUGUUGUUAUUAUUUUUAUGAACAUUGUUUCGCCGAUCGAACUACAUUCCUGCCGUAUUGACACUUAGCCAGAACACGUCGGCGAGCUGCUAGCUGGCUAGCGACUAGCUUCACCGUAGACUCGCACGCUCACAACGCCUCAGACACGACCAACAGGUAAGGCUACAUAUCGGAGAUGCCACCACGUUUGGAAACGUUAACGCUAGGCGUAGACGUUCCUUUCUACAACGUUGCUUUGUGAAAUCAAUGGAAGUUUCGGUAAUGCUUGGAAUGGUCGAAAUAAGCAAAAUACUGCAAGUAUUCCAUGUUAUCAUGAAUGUACCUGCUACUACGUGCUCACAGCAUGGAUGGAAAACCAUUGUUGGAGGUUUUUGGAGGUGUUUUAAUAGCAGUGUGUGUAGGCGGAAUAGGUGUGUCCCAUUACGUGCACUACUGAGCUGUCGCUUUUUUAUCUUUAAAACGCACCGAAAAGAGAAAGACCUUUGUGCUCGUGUCUCACCUAAGGAUUGUGGAGGAUGGGCAAAAUUGCGGUAAAAAGUGCAGUUUUCCUUUUAAAGGUGUUUUAUUUGACUGUAUUCUCUCAUCACUAAAUGCUGUAACUGAUGAAGUCACUUCCUGUUCCAUUACUUCCAGAUUGGGUCUGGAAAGUCGUGAUUUGAUUCCUUUUACUGACUUGAGUUCUUAUGAUUCACUCGUUGGGGUACUGACCGCUUCAAGGAGGCCUUUGAAGGAUUUGAGUGACAACAAAAUAGUAGUUUUUGCUUUUUUCCCUUAUUUUUUUCCUACAGUUGUCUGUAAUGAAAGAGAAUAGUGAUAUUAUUUAGUUGAUAUUGUUGUUGAUAUUUAUUUGAUAUUGAUGAAAUGUUCACAAAGUGUAUUCAUUCAAAUAUUUGUUGUUUUCCCAAAACUUUUGUCAGGUGUUUUAUUCUGAUUAUAAUCAUGAUCCAAAAAAAAAACUACAGGCAAAUUUCAAUUAAAAAGUACGGUAUCGGUAUGAAAAUUAGCGAUACUGGCUCUGUACUGACUGGGUAUCGCAUGGAUUGUCUGAUGCUGUAUUUUAUUGUGGACAUUGAACGCAACACCUAAUAAAGUAUUGUUUUCCAAAGUAUCUGUU